GCUGUGAUCUCACCAUGUUCCUGGCAGCGCUGAUGCUUGUGCUGACUUUGAAUGGGGAAGUGCAUGCAGGUGAAAUCAUUGGAGGCAACGUGGUUAAACAAUAUAGCAGGCCAUACAUGGUGCUUCUGGAAUGGAGAAAUCAGAUGAAUGUCACAGAGUACUGCGGGGGAUUCCUGCUGAGUGAAGAUUUUGUAAUGACUGCAGCUCACUGCUGGGCCACGUCCUAUCGAGUUUUCCUAGGGUUACAUAGUUUCCGUGACAAUGAAAAAAUUGUUUUGACUGUGAAACAAGCCUUUCCACAUAAAGAAUACAGUAAUCAAACAUACCAAAAUGACAUCAUGCUGCUGAAGUUGUCUACCAAGGCAACGUUUUCCAAUAGAGUGAAACCUAUUCCUCUGGCAGACCAGGAAGGCGACUCUUUGCCAAAGUCAUGUAGCGUCGCCGGCUGGGGACCAACAAGCAUAAACGGACCACUGUCCAACAAACUCAUGGAAGUGAACGUCACUCUGACUGAUGAUGAGCAGUGUGUUAAACAAAACGUGUACUGCUCGAAGGGCAAGGGACCUUAUAUAGGAGACUCUGGCGGUCCGUUAGUCUGUGAAGACGGAAAGGCCUAUGGGGUGGUGUCUCAGGGCAUGAUACUAUCCUCUGAUUCCAUCUUAUGUACAUAUACUAAAAUACCUGACAGCAGAGAAUGGAUCACUUACAUUAUGGGAGAAAUUUGAAAGUGCUUGCUACAUGUUACUCUGACCAAAUCCUGCUUCUAAGUAACAAAAUUAGGUAAAUUUCUUUGUAUGCAUAUUUUUAAUGAAGCGGUAGUAUAUACUUCUAUAUGGUUUUAUGUGUGCAUUUUUGCUGAA
This is a messenger RNA of Austrofundulus limnaeus, 860 nucleotides long. Its product is annotated as duodenase-1. NCBI's taxonomy places the organism in Eukaryota, Metazoa, Chordata, Actinopteri, Cyprinodontiformes, Rivulidae. Gene Ontology annotation, molecular function: serine-type endopeptidase activity. Bases 15 to 725 code for a protein of 236 amino acids. Gene Ontology annotation, biological process: proteolysis. The transcript is spliced from 5 exons. The record is from RefSeq and is a predicted model, not a curated record.